AAAAAAAAAAAAAAAUUUCAAUCUUGUUUCUAAUCAAAUUUUGAGCGUUUCAUACUUAUAUUUCUGUAUGUGAAUCAUAUGGGAUCAUUGCCCAGUAAAAUCUUUAGUGUAACGAAAAUGACGAGUUCUCCAGAGGUACAACAGUUCAUCAAAACUGCCAUUUCUCAAGAUAAAGUGGUGGUGUUUUCCAAAUCUUAUUGUCCCUAUUGUAAUCUAGCUAAAGAUGUUUUCAAUAAGGUUAAACAGCCUAUUAAGGUUUAUGAACUUGAUCAACGCGAUGAUGGCAAUGUCAUUCAGGAUAAUUUGCAACAAAUAACAGGAUUUAGAACUGUACCUCAGGUCUUCAUUAAUGGAAAUUGUGUUGGAGGGGGCAGUGAUGUUCAAAAGUUAUACAGUAGCGGCAAACUAGAACCUAUGUUAAUUGGAUAAUGUGAUCUCCAUCCAUAGCAUUCUAUUUAAAAUAAUGCAGAAUUAUAAAUAAUACAUAUUUAUUAAAGCUUUUAUAGACAAUAUACUUUGAAGAUUCAUAAAAUGAAUAUUUUGUGCAUUAAAUGUUAAGAAGUACAUAAUAAAUAUUAUAAUUAUUGUCAAAAUUAUUUUGAAUUUCUUGUUGCGUGCUAUAUGUACUUAUAAAUUCCGAUGAAGUUUAAUUUAUAUUAGAAAAUUAAUAUAUCAUUUUUAAUAAAUCUCUCAUGUCUA
Messenger RNA from Galleria mellonella (greater wax moth), 699 nucleotides. RefSeq lists its product as uncharacterized. Gene Ontology annotation, molecular function: glutathione disulfide oxidoreductase activity. Gene Ontology annotation, cellular component: cytoplasm. The record is from RefSeq and is a predicted model, not a curated record. The transcript is spliced from 3 exons. Bases 79 to 429 code for a protein of 116 amino acids. NCBI's taxonomy places the organism in Eukaryota, Metazoa, Arthropoda, Insecta, Lepidoptera, Pyralidae. Gene Ontology annotation, biological process: cellular response to oxidative stress.